Cyprinodon variegatus (sheepshead minnow) is the source of this 9548-nucleotide messenger RNA. It is a transcript of the gene tasor2, whose product is annotated as family with sequence similarity 208 member B. Gene Ontology annotation, biological process: negative regulation of gene expression, epigenetic. Bases 565 to 8745 code for a protein of 2726 amino acids. Gene Ontology annotation, cellular component: nucleoplasm. The record is from RefSeq and is a predicted model, not a curated record. Lineage: Eukaryota; Metazoa; Chordata; Actinopteri; Cyprinodontiformes; Cyprinodontidae. The transcript is spliced from 22 exons.
UAUAAAAUCAAGAUGAAUUCCGUUAAUAUAUAAUUUAAAAUAAACUAUGACUGGUUAAUUUUAAAUCGGACGUCUUUCUGCUUUUUUUCCCCUAAUGAAGGGUGCAGUCGGUCAGAAGCACACGUGAGCUGCAUGGUUCGCCAUAGUUUUGAGCAGCAGCAGCAGCUACUGGUUCACUAGUUUGGUGACUUUCAAGAUGGACGCUAUAAGCUAGAUAGGUUUCUGUUUCUUUUUCGCUCCGCAGAGCGCAUAUGGUCGACCAUCCGUACCAGGAGACUCGAAGGGGGACUCGAGAAGUUUCCUAUUUGGCGGAUGUAUGAUUUAGAGAAGGGGGGAAGUGAAUAAAGUUGAAGAUAUUCGCCUCGUCGUGUUUGGACGUGGUGGAUAUUUUGUAACUUCCUGGUUCGCUUUGACCUGUCAGUAGACUCGGAGGACUCUGGAAGCUUCCGCUGGUUCUGGAUUUGUGGGAUUUAUUUUUUUUUUCUUCACUCGUUUGAGAUGUUUGAAAGCGGGGAUAACUCUUUAAAAAGAUACGCCAAGGGAAAGGGGCAGAUUUCAUAAGCGAUGGAAAGUCGUAAUGGUGGUGCAUCGAGUGAAGGUAUUCUGAUACCUGUGUGUGAAUCUUCGGAGCUCUUUCAAACCAGUAUAUUGGCUCCACUUCAAAGUGCGUACUUAUACGAAGAAUCAAAGCACUUUUUCAGAUACAAGUCUGCUGUUCUAGUCAAGAACCCCGACCUGGAGGAAAAGUACCACGCGUUUCGAGCAGGGAAAAGAACCGCAGGCUACUCGGAAGAGGAUCUCCAGGAAACAUUUGGCUUUUUGUUGUUUGACGAUGGCAGCAAGGCGAAUGCUGUUGGAAAAAGCGGUGUGAUCUCUGGAAACGGCUCAUGCACAACCUUAGGAGACCCAGCAAAAGGUGUUUACAUAUCCAUGUUCUCUGACUGUUUGGAUCUAAAUCGCUGGUAUCAUGGGAAAUCUGGGUACAUUGCCAUCAUCAAGCUGACAAAGGGUAAAGUGAAAAACGUUGCCGAGAACUACACCCAGAAUUUCACAGAACCUUCCGUUGGCUUCGACUGUCACGUGUCAGACCAGCUGCCCUCUGUGUCUGCCAAAACCAGCUCCUUCCUUGCUUUUGAGAGAACCCAGUUUUACAUAUACGAGCUGCUAAAUGAUGGCAGCGGUGGAACAUCUCGGUGUCCCAGCGCCGCAUGUCCAUUUGCUAUUGUGUCGUUUUCAUAUAUGGACACAAAAGCAUCACAUAUUCCACAAGAGAAAAGUGAGCUGAAAAAACAAGUUUGUCACUACUUGACGUGGAGAGGUCAGCUUCAGAUUGAGAGCCAGUUUUACCAUGUUGACCUCAGGUCCAACGUCAUGGCUUUUAUUCCUGCACAGCUACCACCAGUGAUCAAGGUCAACCAAGCCAUUUCCAUGUCAGAUCUGAGAAUCCUGUUGCCUAGAGCUGCGUUUGAAACGAGCUUUACUGAAGAAGUCUUCUUGGAGGGAUUUUACUGUGAUUUGUGUGAGUUUGUGUCCUCAGAAGCAAAGGAAGCCAACUCAUUUGCUCUCCUCCUCUCAAAGAUGAAGGAAAAGGAUCUUGCUCUUUGCAUUCCUCUACAUGAUGGAGGGUUUCUUAUUUUAAUGCACUCUUCACACUUCCUCAGAUAUGACGAUGCUGAGUCUACCUCAGCAGAGGUCAUGAAUGGCCUCUUUGUGUUUCCUGACUCACGGGUUGUGAGGAGAGACACAAAAUUCCGAGGGAAAAGCACUUCCCUGUCUAAUGAGAUUCUUGGAGUUCUACCAGUGCUAAGUUACGCUGAGGGCGAAGCUGAGAAGGCAUGCUUGGGUCCAAACGACGAACUUUGUGAAGUGUUUGCUCAGCACAUGCAGAGCUAUGCUACUUUAAUAAAUCCAGGAUUCUCCUUAAGUUCAUCGAGACCAUCAAGGGAACUGAGUAUCUUUCCAGAUCAGUACGAUGUGGCAGAUGCCCACAAACAUCUCUAUUCAUCUCCUGAGUGGAAUGACAGGACAUGGCAAACCUUCAAGUCUUACUUGAAUAAACCAGCCUCCUUUCAACUUCCAAUUGCCAAGGUAUCAGAAAUCUUGGCGUCAGGACAAGAGGAGCGAAGAGAGGAUCUUGAUGAUUGUGUUUACAUCUGCCUGUCAUCCCCUGAGGCGGUACCAACCAGCCCAGUUAGCAUGGAAGCACAAGAUCACUUCUCAGAUGAGCAAUCACAAGAUGAUAUUAAGACAUCCAUGGAUGUUGAUUUGCCAAGUACUGAAUUACAAGUUGCUCCAACCCAAUUUUCUCGGAUGUCAGACAUUUUGCAAAGUGAAAAUGGUACCAAAGACUAUAUAAAAUGUACUUCAGUCACUGAGCAGAUGGACAAAUCUGACGAUCCGAAAGCACAAGACCCACUUAGUCCAUCGACAACAGAGGAUCUCCCUGCUGAGCUCAUCGUCAGCUUAACUUCAGCGGAACCAAGUGUCCCCGACAAAGACUCAGAAGCCAAGCAUACAGACUUUCAUUUUUCUGGUCUUUCAACCAUCACCAAAUUACAAACAGCUGAGGUAAACUCUGCCAUUGAGGAGUCUGACAAAACAAAAAACUGUUUGGAUUUAUCUAUGGUCACCAAGCACCAAACGAGUACAAAACGAAGGAGAAGGCGAAGAAGACGUGGCCUAACAAAGAAAAAGGUUCAUAAAACUUCUGUCAAGACUGAGAGUUUAAAUACUGUUGUAUCCUCAGUUGAGGUUGAGCAUUUAAACCACAAGACAGAGGAGCAAAAUGAACAAUUAAAUCUACCGCAGUUAAGUCCUACAAAACCUAAAUGGAAAAGACCUUACAAGAGGAAGCGUGUAUUUGGGACACUAUCAUCAAAAAAUAAGAAACUGAAGUCUGCUAAAGUUCAGUCAGCCAAAGAUGCAAAGAAGAUUUUAGAUGCUGGACCGGAGAGUUUGAAAAGCCCAAUUAUUCUGGGACUUCAGGCUUUACCUCUAAGAAAGAAAACAGUUCGUUGGGACAUUAAACCUGUCACCAGUGAAUGUGGAAGGAUUUUGCAUCCUUUUGGCUCUGUAGAUUUUGUCAAUCAGAUGAAAUCAAUGCAGUGUGCAGCAAAAGACAAGUGCCUUGACAAGUUGUCAAAUGACAUCCCUGUGAUGGUUCCUGACUCGGCUGUAAUGAAUAAACAACUUGGCACAGCUUCACUGAUGGCGACUGACAUUUCAACACCAACAAGUGAUGAUGGUGGUCAGAUACCUUUGCCCCCUACCACGUGUACCGCUUCUCCAAGAAAUGCUGACACAAAUAGUCUUUCAUCUACAACGGUUGAGUCCAAACUGCCUGGAAACAUUUCUCCAACCAAGAUUUUUGCAAAAGGGGACCUAUUACUAAGUAAACUAAAGUCAGUUCUCUCAAGUCGAAAGAGAGAGCUAGGUCUUAUCAGGGAGCGACAAAAGACAGAAUGUGUAGACCAAGAAAGCGAGCCUUGUUUGAAGAAAACCAAAGUGGACUCUGACAAAGAGACAAUUGAGGAUAAUAUAACUCCCCAAAGUGACAGUGUUUCCAAAAUGGCAUCCGUUGAUCCUGGAUUUGCAUAUUACUUAGGCUUGACCCCUAAAGAGAAUGUAAAAAAUGAGAAAGCAGAACAUACCUUCUUAGAAAAACAGCAACAAAUAAUUCAAAAGCCCCCCUCAUUUAUUCCAACGAGGGGUAGAAUAAAGACUCUGAAAAGACUUCAGGGCAUCUCUGCGGAAACUGUUAAAAAGAAAUGGUGGUUGCAUUUUCAAACUCCAGCUUCUUUUACAAGUGAAAAAAAAAUCAAUGACUGUACUAGUGAUAAUACUGUCAGGAAGACUGUUAAGGAAAAAAUGAAAAGUGAUUGCACAUCUACAGAUGCUUUGAACUUACUUGCUGACUUGGCACUCAGUAAUGACAAAAUCCUUCCUCAACCAAAUCAAGCACUUGAAAGUCCUCCCAAAGAGAGUAUGAAGAUAUCUGACCUUUCAGAAGGUCUUUCCAGUGCUGGUCAAGAGUCAGUUCUUCACUCUUUGCUUAGAAAUCCUGCUGCUAGAACAACUCCACCUCUUGAGUCUCCCACAACAUGCUCCCUUGUGGCAGACAAUGAACUGGUUGCUUUAAUAUCUUUAGAUCAUGCUUACUCACUCCCCCCAUCUUCCUCUCUACUGUUGGAUUUGCCAGGUACACCCUUCCAGGUACCACCCUUAAGUGGUUCAACGAGACUUCUAAACCAUCACCACACAAAGUAUGGCGAUGGACUUAAAACACUACACGUCCCUGUCAAUAUGGAGGACACAGGUGAAAACAUCAAGACCUCUGAAUACCUGUCGAAGCAGAAGGAAAGGUUCAAAACCUCACGAACCUUUGUAAUGAAGGAGAAUACUAUACAAGUCACCAGAAAAUGGCAAGAAAACUACAACUUCAAUCUAGACAGCAGGUUUACCAGUGACCCGAAGGAUAAAGCAGUCAUCAGAGCUUUGCAUGGGCCAUGGGAUUUCUUCAUCCAAGACACUACUGAAGAGGUGCGACUCAUCUUCCACAUGUGGAUAGGCCUGUUUUACAGCCGGUCAACAGAACGGUUCUUUCAAGUUGAUCCAAGUUUUAUGCCACCAUGUUCAGAGAAGAGUGGGCCACUCAAAAUAACAAGUGGAACUUCAUUAGGCCAAACUCAGCCGGAGCCUGAGAUCAAUUCAAUUGCAACUCUAGCAGAAACUCCAAACCAGGGAGUUUCAGAAAUGCUGGACUUAAGCAAACCCGAGAGCAGUGACUCAGUAACGGAAUCUGAAAUUUUGGAUUUGUCGGUGAAAAAACUUGAAGCCAAACCUGUUCCAUGGAGCAAUCUACAGCCAGCAGCAGACCAACAGGAGAAGGAAACAAUUCAGUUGAACAAAGUGAUGCCACUUGUUGGUGAAAUUUCCGGUGAUAAAAAGAAUGUAGAAAUGAAAUGUGAGGCAACUGAAACUCAGGAAAAGUCAUUACUUUCUGAUCAUGAUAAAAAACCUAAGAGUGACGAGACAUUUGUCUCUCUUGAGCCUGAACCUGACAGAGCUACAUUUGGAAUUGGACCUGUGUCUUAUGAAUCUAAUAAAGAUGUCGUCUCUGAAAAAAAUGGCAUUGAAAAUCGAGAGGCUACAGUAAAGUGCUUACACAAGGAAGAUGAACUGUGCUCACCCACACCCGCUUUAGACAAGAAGGAGAACUCCAACACAGGAGACAGCAAUGUGAUGGGUACAGAUGUAUGUGCUGAUGUGAAACUAAAGGCUAAGGAAUCCUGCCAAAAGGGGAACUAUCCAUGCCAAGAUGGCAAUGAAACUCCUCUAGACAUGAUAAACACAUGUGAUACAAAUGUGAACGAAGAAUUGGAUACUGUCUGUAAUGGAGAUGUAAAAGAGAAGCAGUCAAGUGAGCAAAGUUUAGAAAAGGCUGACAGUCUUGGAGAAAAUAUGGAUUUUUGUACUAAGCUUACAACAGAAGAGUUGGAUAAUGAAGAUAAGUGUUUAAGAAAAGAUGGAGAUAAUGAAGAGGAAAGCUGCUCUUCUGCAGCAGACAUUGACAGAGAUUUGAGAAAUCCACUGUUACCCAAGCUGUGUGAUGGUUUUAUACAGCAAGGUUACAUUUCAGAGAUUAGCCGGAUACAAAUGGAUGAACGGCUGCCAUCGUCUGACAGCACAGGAGAGGCUCCCUUGAGUGGAAAUCCCACAGUUUUGGAAGAUGAAAGUCCCACUUUAGACACUCCAUCAGAGCCUGCCCCUAAAUUUCAAGACACUACGUUACAGGAUAUAAGCAAAAGAGACUGUCAGAAGCUGGUGUUGCCCAUUUCUAAUGAGAGCAGCUUAUCAUUCAAAGACUCCUUCACAAUUCCAUGUCUUCCUCAGGAAAAGGAUGGGAUUGAAUCCAAAAACAAAGCAUCAGACUUGAAUUCUUGUACAUCUAGUAAUGAAUGUAAAAGUCAGGAAUCUAAUUUGGCAUGCAAAGAGGGAAACAUCAGCAAUGCUUUGCUAGAACUACAGGUGUCCCAAUCAAAACCUGAAAUUAAAGAUGUGUCUAAGGUGGAUGGAGAACAAACUGAAAACACAUAUUCAAUUGAGGAAACAAAUGAUCUUAGCAAAAGUCUAAAUCUAUGCAUCACAAAAGAUGGGGCCGGACUGAAUGUAUCACCACAAGAUGUGGUAGAGGAAAUUGAGGACCAGGAGCCAAUACCCCUCAUCAGUACAGUUAGUAUUUCUGCUGCUGACAUGAAUGGGUUCUACAGGAGAUCUCCAACUCCCACUAUAGAUGAAAACCCUCAUGAAAUUGGCUUUUUUUCAAAUCCAAGCAGUAGCACUGGUGUUACCAGUGAUGGUGAAGACAACCAUAAUAUUAUUGGAAACUCAAAAUCCUCUAUGGAAGAGAUGGCUUUAGAGGAGAAACUCCAAGCAUCUGCAGGUGACACUAAUCCAAAAACUAGUGCACAUCUUAGUUCCGAUGUCAAAAAAAGAACAUUACGAGUUUUGAAAAGUAUAAACGAGUUCCUUUCUACCUCAAACCAUGUCAACAGCAAAAAAUCUGUUGCCCCUUCCUUGGGAUCAAGGAACAAGCAAAUAAAGGACAAAAAGACAAAGUUAGGAUCAACCUGUAUCUUGCAAACACAGACCAAAAAACAAUCUGAUCUCCACAAGACUUUUGUAAAAAGUAAAUCUAAAGAUGUUCCUGGUUUAAAACGACCGCAGUUGAAAAAACAUUUUUCAACUUCUUCAGAUCGUUUUAAAAUUGCUGACGAGAAAACACAGAUAGGCCCAGAUUUUCAUCUUGAAAAAGCCUCUAUCUCUAAAGGUUUGCGAAAAGAGAAAAUGAAAUCACAAUCCAAUUCAAGUAGUAGUAGUAAGCAUCCUGCCAUUGCAGUAAAACCAGCUAAAAAUGAGGAACAUCUGCAACAUUGGCUCUCUAAAGGCAUGAAUAUUAAAACUACCUCCCAGAGUAAACAGGCUAGUGAUUGUGUAACCACAUACCUCUUAGCACCCUCUAUGAUUUUAAUGGAAACAGAAACUUUUAAACAAAAUUUAGAUGGAGUUGUUAGUAAAAGUGUUCAUGAGUCGUAUUCCAAAACCACUUGGUUAGAAAAUAGUUCUUGCAGUAAAUCUAACAUAGAUGGUACAUUUGCCCCAUUAGAUCCUCAUCACCACAGCAGAACCUUUUCAAAGCUCCACCCAAUUUCAUCUCCAUCAGAUGUACUGUGCAAUAAAUCUGGAAAAACUCUAACCCAAGGACUAGGGAAUGGACACAUCGUAAAUGGGACAGGUGAGGAUGUAAUCGAACUUGUUAAUCGAGGAGAAAGCUCAAACAAGCCGUUAACUCGUGACAAAAAUGAUGCACUAAGUGAGGAUGAUCACAGUUCUCUAACGUCAGUCCAGUGUACAAUCUUUAAUAGUGGUGAGAAGGGUGCUUCCUCUUUUAUAGAGCAGAUUUCUCAAAGGUGUCUUCAAAAUGAUCUCACUCAAGCAUCAAUGGAACAAGAGUGCCUCAUCUAUUCUGAACAAAUGAAAAAUCUUAUUAAGAAUAAAAAAGAGACCCUUUGCCAGUUGGAUACUAAUAACACUUCAACGUCUUGUACCAGCCCCUUAACUGUCAGUUUUUCCAACCUUGAGGAACUUGAUGAUUCAAUGGAGGAUUUGGACACCCCUUUCGUUAAACAAAAAAUAAAAGUAGAUAUAUCUGACACUAAGAACCGGAGAGCUUCCAAGGAGGAAGGAAAGGCAGUCUGUUCUCCAUCCCGUGAAUUAAGUAACCCAAUGGAGCAUGUUGGGGUUUCUACCAUGACUGCUGAAUGUGCUAGACUGUAUGAAGCAAAGAUGCAAGAUGUUUGCUCAGCCAAAAAGGUCCCACUGAGACUUAAAAGCAAAAAAGGUCAUCAAGGGGACACAAGAACUGACUCAAGUAACCAUUUUGACUUCUGUGAUCAAAUGAAGAGAGAUUUGGAUGACACCUUCCGAAGUAAUCUGAAUGCGGUUGUGAAGAAAUCCUGUAAAACAAAGUAUAGAUUCUACAUAUUGGUCACCUCUGAUGACGUCUUCUUUGAAGAAACAAGGGAUCAGUUGGAGGCAGAGGGCCACUCUGCUGUUCAGCCAUCUGAAUUCUUCCUUGAAGACAGUUCUUCCUCACUCCUCAUCAUCCUCAGGAAUGAAGAUAUUGCAGACCACAUUUGUAAGGUACCACAUUUGCUCAAGCUGAAGCUGACCCCAGGUGUGCUGUUUGCUGGAAUCGACGAACCAGAUGAUGUCAUUAAUCUCACCCAUCAGGAGCUUUUCACUCGAGCUGGUUUUGUAAUGGUUGACAGAGCAGUGCUGGAGCCCCUCAGCAUUUGCAACAUGAAAGAAAUCUCAAAAAACCUGCAAGAGCUCAGUAAAACUGGGAAGUGGAAAUGGAUGCUACACUACAGAGACAGCCGUCGCCUGAAAGAAAAUGCAAGGAUGAGCGAAGAGGCGAACAUGAAGAAGCUCUUCAUGUACUGGUGCCAGGAUGCUGGUAUACUGGAGGUCUUGCCUUACCACGAGUGUGACCAGAUGACCAAAGAUCAACCAGACUAUCUUGCAUGUUUGCGCCGAUUGCAAGUCCAACAUAUAUCAUCUCGUUUGACUGUUUUUAUAACAGAUGCAACCACAGACGGUGCCUUUGAGGAGAAUGGCAUUUUAACAAUGACUUUAAACGCUUUUCUCACAAAGUCUCCAUCAGAAAUCUUGAGUCAGAACUAAAAAAGAAGCCGAAUGGAUGAGAUUCUCUGGACCUUCAGACAAUCAGAAGCUCUUUACAGGCAUGUUUGGAGUGAUGGUUUUCCAACAUGCUAUACUACACAAGCAUUUAAUCCUAAAUGAACAUUUUUGUCAGCAAAAGUUUUUUUUUUUUCUUUUUUUUUAAGCAGGCCUUUUUUUUUCAGGCCUCUGUAUAAAUCCUAGCUCUAAUUCUGUUAUUGAAUAGAUUGGCGUUUUGCCGAAAUGCUGGCAGCUGUGCUGUUUCAACCAACCUUUAACUUAAAGAUUGUAUAUUGUGUUGUAAUUUAGCCGUUUUUUUAAUGUUUCUCCUGACAUACUGACUGUAUAUUUUUACAGCAAAGCAAGAAAGCUACAUCUGUCUGUUUUUUUUUAAAACAUUGCAUAAUUUAAAGAUUACACUUGUACAGUAUUUCUUAAAUGUUUUUAGUUUAACGAUAGGCAUUACUUGCAAAAGCCUGAUAGCUAUAGUGUUUUAUUUGAAUGUGUGUAAACAGGUAUGAGAUUCCGUUUUUGUAUCUGGGAAAGUAGCUUUUCUAUUUUCCUACUGUUUUUUUCUUUAUAUAAAUGUUUAUUAAACUUUCACAGAGUCUUAUUUUCUCAAGCAGAUUUCACUUGAAGCUUAUAGCUUUGCACAGAAUCUGUUUUUUUACACCCAAUGAUUGCAUACCUUAAACUUGAAUGGAACCAUACAGAAAGCCCCUGCAGGGAUUUCUGCACAGUCUGGAUGCUUUUCAGCUCUGGAUACGUCUCUGAAGAAAAAUGGAAUAAAACCUGUAUUUCUAGAA